Molecule: messenger RNA, 557 nt
Organism: Acromyrmex echinatior (Panamanian leafcutter ant)
Lineage: Eukaryota; Metazoa; Arthropoda; Insecta; Hymenoptera; Formicidae
Gene: baf
Product: barrier to autointegration factor
Biological process (GO): chromosome organization
Cellular component (GO): nucleus; condensed chromosome
Molecular function (GO): DNA binding
Source: RefSeq, a predicted model, not a curated record
AGAAUGGGACCAUAGGACAUAGAAUUAAGCAAUUUUUGAUUACAUUGAACUUAUGACAAUCAAGGCCAUUCAAAGUCUGAACGAAACAGAAAGAAUUGUGUCUCAUUUAUGUUCAAAUUUUGAAUUUUUUGGUAUUCUUAAAACUUAUUUCGACGAUCGCAGUUCAUAACCAUCAUAAUUGACAACAAUUCAUAAUCAGAAACAAUCGGGAAGCAAUCUCACAAUCGUCAAAAUGUCUACUACAUCACAGAAGCACAGAAACUUCGUGGCUGAGCCGAUGGGAGACAAACCUGUGACCGAACUAGCUGGUGUCGGAGAGGUGCUAGGAAAAAGAUUAGAGGCUGCAGGCUUUGAUAAGGCAUAUGUAGUCCUGGGACAGUACUUAGUGUUAAAGAAGAAUAAGGAGCUAUUUCAAGAAUGGAUGAAAGAUGCUUGUUCGGCGAAUGCGAAACAGUCAACAGAUUGUUAUCAAUGUCUCACUGAUUGGUGUGAAGAAUUUUUGUAAUUGUGAUAGAUUUGACUUAAAUAUUCUUAAAGAAACAAACUAUAAGUUUAAU